CAAGCGAGCAAAGGAAAGCCAGAGGCAUACAGAUUAAUAUUCUUGAAGAACCGUCGAAAUUUGAACACCAACAAAAUGAAGCCUUCCUCUUACUGCGUCCUGUUCAUCAUGACUCUGCUGUCAGAGAGCUUUGUUGGCUCAAGGGCGAUGGCCACCACCAAGAUGGAAGACAGCAGCUCCGAGCAAGAUGUCCUCAACUCGUUCCAGAGUGAAGAGGCAGUGGAUAAUGGCCUAAAUCCUGCAUCACUGAAUCGCUACAUGAUGCUGGGUGUUGGCAAGACUACUAAGGGAGGGAACUUAAAGAUCAUCGUCGUUGACACUGGCAUUUCAAUGGGUGCCAGAGCUCUGGCUCGAGGACUCAAGCUUUACAACCUUCAAGAUCCAGAAGUCGCACAGACACCUGAGAACAUCCUGACACAGGAACAAAGGGGAGCAGACCAAGACCUGAGGUCCGGCAUAGCGAUCGCCAGGAGAGACACAAUGAGGUGCAUGGUGGGAAGGGUGUACCGACCUUGCUGGGAAGUGUAGGCGGACAGAAGAAUCCUCCAACCAACCAACCGUAUUCUAUGUGGUGACAUUAAGCUCAUGUCUAUUGGUGUUUGUUUUAUUGUAAGGCAUCCUGGAUCUCAUGUAAAAAUAUGUACUUAUAUCUAUAGAAAUUUAGAAUAAAAGACAAGAGAAAACGUAUCAAA
Messenger RNA from Conger conger (European conger), 692 nucleotides. It is a transcript of the gene pmchl, whose product is annotated as pro-melanin-concentrating hormone, like. Gene Ontology annotation, molecular function: melanin-concentrating hormone activity; type 1 melanin-concentrating hormone receptor binding. The transcript has a single exon. Gene Ontology annotation, biological process: behavior; chemical synaptic transmission. NCBI's taxonomy places the organism in Eukaryota, Metazoa, Chordata, Actinopteri, Anguilliformes, Congridae. The coding region runs from base 76 to 528 and encodes 150 amino acids. The record is from RefSeq and is a predicted model, not a curated record.